This is a messenger RNA of Vigna unguiculata (cowpea), 577 nucleotides long. Its product is annotated as ethylene-response factor C3 pseudogene. The record is from RefSeq and is a predicted model, not a curated record. Lineage: Eukaryota; Viridiplantae; Streptophyta; Magnoliopsida; Fabales; Fabaceae.
UCAACCAUUAACAAAUAUUAAGCAAAUGGAAAAGCUUUUCUUCACUCCAUUCCCCAACUUGGAAUACCCUUUGGAUCAGUGUUCUAUAUUCCCAUCACAUCAUUACCAGUCUCUUCUUCCCUCUUACGAAAAUGGGUCCCUGGAAAUGCUUCAUGAAACACCAUCCCAACACAAGGUUUCCUACAGAGGGGUUCGAAAGCGGGGACCUGGCAACUACGCGGCGGAGAUAAGAGACUCUACGAGGAACGGGGCGAGGGUUUGGUUGGGAAUCUUCGACACUGCCGAGGAUGCUGCUUUGGCCUACGACCAAGCUGCAAUAACAACACGUGGCGACAAAGCUGUUCUCAAUUUCCCUCCUCAUGUCGUUCUGCAAUCGCUGCACAACAUGGAGUUCAGGUUCCCCAGAGGCCUCUCUCCUGUUCUCGAACUCAAGAGGAGGAACUUGAUGAAGAGGAGGGUGGGGCGCAGGAAGAUGAGGAGACAAAAGCACAUUGGAAUGGAAAAUAUCGUGGUUUUGGAAGAUCUUGGAGCAGAUUAUUUGGAAGAACUUCUCGCACUGUCUGAACAUAAAUUCUAG